UCGACUGUGCCUCCGCGGCCGCCGUACUUGUUGUUCUCUGGAAUAGGAAGCACAUCUUGCGCCCUGUUAUUAGCCGUGCUAGCCGCUAGCUAAGGCAAUGGCUGAAUAUUCUCGCGUAAAAUCAACCAAACUGGUUUUAAAGGGUCUCAACAAAGGGAAAAAGAAGAAGAAUAAAGAUAAGAAGAGAAAGGCAGCAGAUGAAGAAGAAAAACCUGAUGUUGUUGGUGGUUGGUGGUCUGUCAGCAGCUUUGGUGAAAUCACUGGAACGGUUGCCAUAGAGAUGCAGAACAACUCGUACAUCCAUGCCCUGGAUAGUGGGCUCUUCACAAUCGGUGCACCACACAAAGAUGAUGAAGGACCUGACCCUCCAGAACAGUUUACUGCGAUCAAGGUCUCAGACGCAAGAGUAGCCUUGAAGUCUGGAUAUGGCAAGUACCUGGGUAUCAACUCUGAGGGUUUGGUAGUGGGGCGCUCUGAUGCUAUUGGCGCCAGGGAACAAUGGGAGCCAGUCUUCCAGGAGGGCAAAAUGGCUCUCCUGGCAGCAAAUAGCUGUUUCAUCUCCUACAGUGACAGUGGGGACAUCGUGGCCAAGAGCAAAACAGCAGGGGAUGGCGAGAUGGUGAAGAUCAGGUCGAGUACGGAACGGGAGGUUAAGCGUAAAGACGAGAUUGCGGAAGAGGACCGGGGCAAUGUGAAGUCUUGUGAGCUCAAUUAUGUGAAGAAAUUUCAGAGUUUUCAGGAUCGGCGGCUCAGGAUUAAUGAGGAAGACCCUUCCACACUAAAGAGAGCCAGAACAGACGGGAAGUUCCACGAAGCUUUGCUUGACAGGAGAAGCAAAAUGAAAGCAGACAGGUACUGCAAGUGAAGACUCAACUUCUAUCCACUGCCAUGUCUUUGUUGUAGAUUUUAUAGAUUUGGCCAUUUGAUCUGACAUUUUAUGUACUGUUUUUGUGUUUUGUUUUUUUUUCUUCAUAUUUUGAAUAAAAUUAAAUGGUCAUGUCA
This is a messenger RNA of Dicentrarchus labrax (European seabass), 1002 nucleotides long. RefSeq names its product FSHD region gene 1 (gene frg1). NCBI's taxonomy places the organism in Eukaryota, Metazoa, Chordata, Actinopteri, Moronidae. The transcript has 9 exons. The record is from RefSeq and is a predicted model, not a curated record. Gene Ontology annotation, molecular function: actin filament binding. Gene Ontology annotation, cellular component: striated muscle dense body; nucleolus; catalytic step 2 spliceosome. The coding region runs from base 98 to 865 and encodes 255 amino acids.